Molecule: messenger RNA, 3265 nt
Organism: Pecten maximus
Lineage: Eukaryota; Metazoa; Mollusca; Bivalvia; Pectinida; Pectinidae
Exons: 1
Coding region: 15-2504 (829 amino acids)
Biological process (GO): ubiquitin-dependent protein catabolic process; positive regulation of proteasomal ubiquitin-dependent protein catabolic process; protein polyubiquitination
Cellular component (GO): ubiquitin ligase complex; cytoplasm
Molecular function (GO): zinc ion binding; ubiquitin protein ligase activity; ubiquitin conjugating enzyme binding
Source: RefSeq, a predicted model, not a curated record
UCAGGGACAGUCACAUGUACAGACGACAGUCGUACCUGAUCCGAAAAUCCAAGAACAAUCGUGCUUCAACAGCCUUAGAAGACCUUGGACUUGACAGAGACGAUGUUGCUUACUCCCUCAACAAGAAAGGACGAUGGCUUGUCCCACAAAUUCUAAAACACGAAAUAACUAAUUCGGAUGACGAUAUCAAAGUCGACAUUGUCGAAUCUCAUAAAUUGAAACGAAGAAACAAAUACACAGAAUUCUGUUCCAAUGAUGGUUUUCCGAGAAAGGUUUUACCCCAGAGGACGUAUUUCAAUGCAAGAAGCGUCAAUAGCAAGACUUUUGAUCCGGACGUAACAGUCGAUAUUGUAACCCCAUGCCCGAGGACAAGCUCUCUCGCCCACAAUCCUAAAUACCUCGAUUAUUCACCUACACCGAUUGGGAAAUGUGACACAAGCGCCACGUCCCAGAAAGAAUCAGAUUCCCCUAAAUGCAGAAAAAACAUACACCGAAAGAAGAUAUUCCUGGACAAUACAAAUGAGGAAUACCAUGAACCAGACUAUUACGAGGACGAAGAUGAGGAUAUCGAUCCCAACGAGGACGUGUACAAGCGUCAAAACGACGUGAGCGUCGGCGACAUCCUGAUUUAUUCUAGCGACAUGCAAAAUUUACUCUUCAGAGAACUAGAUAUGUCUAAACCUGACGAGGACGGCCUUGCGGCGGAAUACAACCAUGUACCAUUUACUGACAUAGGAACUGUAAAGGAGGAGUCAGGACACAUAACCCUGAACAUUCCAAACACAGAGGUACUAACUGGGCAUCUGAAGGAAGUAUUUGGCGGGGACUAUAUCGAAUGUCGCUGCCUCCCACGAAAGUUCCUUAUUGACAUCACAGACAGAGUUACCAGUACCGUCUUGAAAUCUAAAGCUUUUCUCAACAGGGAUUUGAGGCGAAUUGAUCUAUCAACAGUCCUGAUAUUUGCCUACGAUAUGAUCGGCAGUAUGGACAGCAUGGACAUUGACCUUUUUAAAGUCUCCAUAAACAUGAAAACAACACAAAGGUGUCUCAGAAUGGACUCUCUUCCUGAAAACAGUGUGGUUGGAAUUGAGGAAAUUGUUCAGGGCGCAGUAUCUUAUAUAGAAUCCCUCCCCUUUGAUAGCUUCAUACCUAGGAAUUCACCGAAACCCCACACUACGCCAGUCAACAACUACAACAAUAUUCUAAAACUUUGCACCAAAGAGGCUACCGUCUUUACUCCAGAAAAUGUCACCAUCAAAGACAUACUGAAAGAAAACAGUACACAACGGCAUGAACCAAAGGGAAAUAUUAACUUUGAGUUAAUUCUACCGGAUACGUGUUCCAUUUGUAUGGAAUCACUCCUAGAAUGUUCGGCGUCCGCUCUACAAACAUGUGGUCAUUGGUUUUGUGAUCGUUGUUGGAAUGAUCAUGUAACCACUUCUAGUAAUGGUAGGUUAGGGAAGGUCACGUGUCCGGCAUAUAAAUGUCAAUGUCCCGUAGAUAACGAUAUUUUGCUCACCAUUUCAAAUCUUCAAAUAGUAGAAGAAAUGAUCCGGCGACAAAUAAACACGGACAUCGAAAAAGAUUCAAACUCCAAGUGGUGCCCGAAUAAAAGGUGCGGACGCGUUAUCAAGUAUAAGAAAGCCGGACAGAGCACAAAUGUGGCGUGCGAGUGUGGAACUUGUUUUUGUUUCGAUUGUUUACAAUCCGUCCACUGGCCACUAUCAUGUAGGGACUACGACAAGUAUUUAGAGAAGUUAAAAGACAAUGGUCAUAUAGACAAAGCAUUUAAAACGGAAGAAGUGUUCACGUUUAUUGUCCAGGGUAAACGCUGUCCUGUUUGUAAUGUCUUCAUGGAAAAGAAUGGUGGCUGCUUCAACAUAUAUUGCAUUUGUGGCACUAUGUUCUGCUGGGGAUGUCGCAAAGAACUAAGAUUUCAUUCCAGCACGCCUUGUUACAGAGGGGACAUGUAUAGUGAAAGUGGUGAUAGGUACAAAACAAAAUGGAGGAGGAUAAUCGCUACCAUCCAUGGUCCCGUUGACGACAAAACUGAGUGGUAUCAACGUGCCGUUGAGAUUCGCACUACUCGCAACCCUUCUCGAGUGAAGGUGAUGUCAUCUGCGGUUCGAUCCAUGUGCAGAACACUGAGGUUAUACAAACAACGUCGGAAUACUGACAUUGGUACAGAACUAGAAAGCUUUGAAGUGUCAGAAUCUCUCAAGCACAUCACAGUAACGGAUAAAAUCCAUCCAUUUCUUAUGAGUACCAUUCACCUGUACCUGGAGAUAGUAUCGGUUUGUGAAUACACUACUGUGUUUUUAGAGAAAUCACAAGAUGAAAGCCUGGCACAACUCCGAGAUCGUCUUCAACGUCUGACCGAAGAAAUUCACUCCAUCUUUAUCUCCUCAAACAAUCUAGAUUUGAAAUCAUCAAUCUCGCGUCUUUUUCAUCUUCGUCUUGAAUGUGAAAAAGUAUUCGAGAUGUUGGUUUCCACAGUUGAAUGAAUAUAUCAUAAAAGAUUGUAUCACCAGUGAAGCUUUUCUCAACAAAGCAUUCGUAGAAAAUGCAAAUCAAGUUUUUAUAAUGUAGAAAUAUCGACUGAGGACAAAAUAUAUAACAUCACGUAUUGACUAUAACCAAAGGGUCAUAAUAAAUACUAUGUUAUUUGAAAAUAUUAAUGAUUCGAUACAAGUUGAUCAAACAAAUUCAGUACACUAUUCAUAACUAACAUAAUAACUUUCAAGCAUUCAGAGUUAUUGUUUGUCUAUGUUUUAAUUGAUUUUAAGAUAUUUGACAUUGUUACACAAUACUAAGGGGAGGUAAUUUAUAAGUACGCUAGUCAGCGUUGUGUUCCAGUCAACUUAGCUGAAAAUGAGUACGUGGUAGGUCAGUACAGGAAAUGAACUAAGCUCUUAUCUCCCCAGGGAAUUUAGAAGAAAAAAAACAUUGGUUGGUUGCUUAAUGCCAAAUUAUAACUAAGAAUGCUUUGAGACGGCUUUGGUGCUGGUUUAUAGCAGUACGAGUAUAUAAAACUCCAAAUUAUAUUUUUAUAAAGACCGAGUAAACAUGAUUUUAACGAGCUUUUUGGCGCGCCCGGUCAUAUAUUUGUUUUCGGAAUGUAAUUAGAGUUGUCGUUCUUGAUACUUGAUAUGUGAAAAUUACAAAUUAGACUGAAACGGACAUGUUGUAUUUUGAUUGCUAUUGCUGAAUUAGACAAAGCUUUAUAUUGUAUUGCAAUGAAUAAUAUUAAAUAUAUAUAAAUAUA